AUGACAAAAAAGGCUGCCAUCUACAAGCACGCCGACGCAGAUGGUCAAUUCCGCCGGAGAGACUCCCAAUUUCGGGAUUGGAUUUCAAGAGAUCCUUCGGCGCGAUUUCCGGCAGAAAAAGAUCGCUAUGCACUAUAUCUCAAUCUUGGAUGCCCUUGGGCACACAGGGCUAAUUUAGUCCGUUCACUAACGGGGCUGGAGCCAUUCAUCCAGCUCAUCCUUUGCAAUUCUGUUUUGAAUGAAGAUGGUUGGCUAUUCGAUGGACAACAUGGGUCACCUACAGAAGAUCCUCUCUACGGGUUCAUUGCCUUGAAACAAUUGUACCUCAAGGCCGACCCUGACGAGAUCAUCCGCAUGUUUUAUACUGCGUUCGAUGAUCAGCUCCCAGAAAACAUGCGGGAGGAAAAUCGUCCUGGGGGUGGGUUUUACCCUGAACAUUUGAGAAAGGACAUCGACGCAAUGAACGAAUGGGUCUACCAUACCGUGAACGACGGAGUAUACAAGACCGGUCUCGCCACGACACAAGAAGCAUACGAGUCAAAUCUCAUCCACUUAUUUGAGUCCCUGGAUCGGCUUGAAGAGCACCUUGGCGAAAAUAUCACAGAACGACCGAAUUUGGAAUACGUGGCGGAUACUGUUGCUGACCUGUUACGAAACACCUCGUCUGAAGCACAGCAUCCUCUCAAUGUUGCAUUUCUCGCAGAGCUCUUUCAGAAAUCAGCGAAUGCUGAACUCUUCCUUUGCAAUUCUUCAUUGUACGAGAGAGCAAAGAAAGAAGGUAGGAGCCCUUCUGCGACGAAAGCCGAGCAACAACUGAGCGCAAAACUCCACUGCCUAUAUGGAGUGCCGAUCCUGUACCCAAAACGGACAAUAUGCAAGCCUGUCUAUCCCUAUGCAACGUCCAAGGUCUAUGACCUCCGUCAGUAUACCGAGAAGACCUUCUGGGGCCCUUUCAUAGACGACGGAUCACAGGACGUCGAUUGGGAGAAAGUUGAAGCUAUUAUGGUGGUCCUUGGUCAUAACCUGCAGAUAUUUUCCGACAGAACUAAUGGCGCGUUCAAGCCUAUCUGGAUUGACCCAUUCUUCGGAGCCACUCCUGACAGUUACACGUCACCAUCCUCACCUGUGCCGGAAGAACCUCCGCUGUCCUUGGAUUUCAUUGACCCAUAUAAUAUUACAGGUACUUGGAGGAGAGUCGUUUGUUUUCUUGACUAUACCGAACUCUUUUCAUACAACUUUUCCUCCGCACCACCUCCAUCCGAUGAGCCUCGAGAACCACUAGAUACGGGCGAGGCAAUUCGGCUUAUUAUCAUGAACCUCAAAGCAACCAAACUUGAGCAGCCCGGUCCAACAGAUGGUCAAACAUUACCAAUUGUUCAUUUUACCGGCACUUCACGAUCGAUGCAUGCCAGCUGGGACCCCAACUCGAAUUCCACUAUACGUGGCACAGUCAGAUUGACGCCAGAGGGGGAAAUACGAUGGACAACAUUUUCAGUCUACCACGGGUAUGAUCAUCCAAAAGACAUCAUCGAAUGGAAAGAGACUGUUUUAACAAGAAACAGUGAAGAACGAUGGCGAAGCGAAGGCAUACAAAUAGGUGGUCGCAAUUCCGCUCGAGGUGUAUUUGGAAACUGGUUCGAUAAAGAUUUUGAUCCACAGGGACCAGCGGGUCCUACUGCGCUCUGGAAGACCAGUGACAGAUGUACCGCGACCUCAUAG
Molecule: messenger RNA, 1719 nt
Organism: Endocarpon pusillum Z07020
Lineage: Eukaryota; Fungi; Ascomycota; Eurotiomycetes; Verrucariales; Verrucariaceae
Exons: 8
Coding region: 1-1719 (572 amino acids)
Cellular component (GO): cytoplasm
Molecular function (GO): glutathione transferase activity
Source: RefSeq, a predicted model, not a curated record